CAUAACUUCGGACUAAUUGAUAUUUGUGCUUUCAGCACAUUUGUGUAGUUGCCACCCUUGUUCCCAAGUUUCCCAAUUAACAUGGCAGACGCGCUCAAGGAGGCUUUUAUUGCAUUUGCUUCCUAUGGCAAAGGACAAGAGAUUAAACAGGACAUGGAUAACAAAAACUUCAGCAAAUGCAUGAAGGACUCCAAGAUUAUUGACGGGAAAUGCAUUACCAACACGGAGGUCGACAUUACCUUCAUGAAGGUGAAGGCCAAGACCGACCGGACGAUUAACUAUGCGCAGUUUUGCGCUGCACUGGAUCACUUUGCCCAGAAGAAGGGCUGCACACAAGCAGAGCUGGCCCAAAAAGUCGCGGAAGCUAGCCCAACGUCCAACGCCACGAAGGCGCAAGCCGUUAAGUACUAUGACGAUAAGAGCAUGUUUACGGGCGUCCACAAGAACGGCGGACCGACCACCGUCGACAAGAUGCGCGCUGGAGGCCUCGCGAACUUGUGCGACAGGAGCCCGGCGGACAAUCGCGGCGUCAAGUACUAAGGCUUGCCGCGGCGCCGGCAUGACGGUUGGCGAGGCGGUUUCCUCUAUUCUUUCUUCUUUUCCUGCUCCUGCAUGCGCGUGUAUGCCACCGACCAGACCGCUGCUUGGCGGGAAUGGCAACCUCUGUGGGAAAGUCCAAUCGGGUCUCGUGAGCCGGUUUUUGGGUAGUGAGGCUGUACUGCUGGGCAGUACGGCAACGUAGGCGAGGUGGUGUAUACGGCCCUUUUGUCUAGAUCGGUUCGUGAUCGGCUCUGGUGAUGCUUUAUUGCAUAUAUAAGCUGCUGUUUUAUACUUGUGUACAUAUCUUACUGAGCGAUGCUCGCACAAUAAGCCAUGUUAAGGUGAUGAGGUCAUGUACCCUGAGGAACAGGGCCUCAUUUGGAAAUGCAAACCUCUUGAAAUAGGGACUGAGACAGGUCCAGUGCUGGAUGUCUUGUGGACAUGUUUUCAGCUGGGCGACAAUGUUUUCCGGACGAUAUGAGGCCAGAGGUCGGCAAAUAAGGCGGGUCCUGCGGUUCCGUACCACAGUACCCGCAGCCGAAAUUCGGCUUAAGUCCCCGUUAGGCUGCGGGUCCCUAAUGACCAAAAUUUGACCAAAAGACGUGAUUUGUGUAGCCUCUAUUGCGGCCCGUAAGGCCGCGUGCUGAAGUUGAACUCUGUGUUUUAACUCAUUUUUUUAGGUCUACUGACCGAGAAUUAUGCCCUCCCGUAGCCGUAGACCCCGAUUUGCCCCUCUUGAUUCUUUCUAACCAGCAUCGGGGUAGUUAGGACCUGACCCCUGACUCGUACUCACGUAUGUGCUUUUGUAGGUGCUGACUCCGCGGCCUAGGCGCCUAGGACAUUCCUAUGGCCCCCUUGUAAAGGAACCUGCCC
Messenger RNA from Volvox carteri f. nagariensis, 1413 nucleotides. RefSeq lists its product as uncharacterized. Gene Ontology annotation, biological process: microtubule polymerization; positive regulation of protein polymerization; microtubule bundle formation. The transcript is spliced from 7 exons. The coding region runs from base 82 to 540 and encodes 152 amino acids. Gene Ontology annotation, molecular function: tubulin binding. NCBI's taxonomy places the organism in Eukaryota, Viridiplantae, Chlorophyta, Chlorophyceae, Chlamydomonadales, Volvocaceae. The record is from RefSeq and is a predicted model, not a curated record. Gene Ontology annotation, cellular component: microtubule.